Molecule: messenger RNA, 1274 nt
Organism: Fragaria vesca subsp. vesca
Lineage: Eukaryota; Viridiplantae; Streptophyta; Magnoliopsida; Rosales; Rosaceae
Exons: 2
Coding region: 23-331 (102 amino acids)
Source: RefSeq, a predicted model, not a curated record
CCGGCGACGGCGGCGAGCGUGAAUGAUACUGGAAGCUUCCUCUCAUCCUCGUGGUCUUCCCUAUGUCCUCAGUUUCUUCAGAAGAGGUCGGGAGAGAGAGAUUCGAAGUGGAGAAGGAGAGGCUGGGUUCGCCGGCGAGUUUCCGAUUCCAGCCAAGUCGAGGUCUCUCACUGGUAUGGAUAGCUUCAUCUCGAUCUCAGGAACCUUUCCAUUUUCUUGGUUUUCCCAGACGAGCUCUGAGGAGGGAGAAUCGAAGAGGAGAAGUUCUGGAAUUUUCCGGCGAGGGCUCGGUGUUUUCCGGCCACCGGUGAAGGCAAGUGAGUGUUUGUGAUCGCAGAGAGUGCCGCUGUUGGCGGCGGCGGUGAUGGUGCUUUUGUCUGUGUUGCUGAUUUCCAGUGGUUAUGAAUCUCUACGCAUGCUUUUGAUUGUUAUAUGUAUUAGAAAUUUAGAAGCAUGGGAAGUGGAUGAUCGAAUGAUCGUACUGUGUUGUUUGGACAGUAAGAACAGUGGUUGUGCAUCUCAGAUUUUGGGGUUACUAUAUGUCUAUUUGGUGAUGUUGGCUUGAUAAAUAGAUCAAGGAGAUUUGAUUUCAGAAACUGGAAAAGAUGGUAACUCGUUGGAUUGGACGGUGAUGAAGUUGCAAUAGAAAUGUAGGCAGAGACUAUAAGGCUGAAUAUAUGGAUACAUUAUGGGUGUAUGGUACUUUGGGUGUCCAAAGUAAAUUCUGAAAUUGGAUUAGUGCUUGGAGCACAGCUGGGAUCUGAUGACGGAAAGGUGUGGAUAAAGUGAAAUAAGUACGUGUGAUAUUGCGUUUGGAGAUUAUAUCAGAAGGUGAGAGGACAUAAGGCACAAGGAUUUGGGUGUCCUUAGCGAAUUUUGAGGACUUUGAUUCGUAUUGGUUUGAAGUGAUUCGCCGAUAUUCUCAGAUUAAGGAUUUGGUACGAGGAUCGAAUGCAAGUAGCUGUAUUCCAGAAGCAGAAGGAUAAGGAUUUCAGAAAGCGUGUCGCUGAGUUACUAAUAUCGUUUAGCAUCAAGGAUUAACGCUUGGAUUUCAUGUAGGGUCUCUAUCGGGGAACCUUUCUUUAAUUUGAUAAUUAGAGUAAUAAUUGAAAUGUGUGAUUUGUGUGCCAUUGAGUAAUUAACUCUUGGUUGUUAUUGUUUUUGUUCAAAGCAUGUGUAAUCGCUGAUUUAUAUGAAAUUGAUGUUAUUGCUUUUCAUUAAAAGCAUGUGUUAAAUAUUGUAAUGCAAGUGUUGUUACUCAUUGACAUGCAUAA